Ascochyta rabiei is the source of this 1095-nucleotide messenger RNA. RefSeq names its product 3-beta-hydroxysteroid-4-alpha-carboxylate 3-dehydrogenas(decarboxylating). The record is from RefSeq and is a predicted model, not a curated record. Bases 1 to 1095 code for a protein of 364 amino acids. NCBI's taxonomy places the organism in Eukaryota, Fungi, Ascomycota, Dothideomycetes, Pleosporales, Didymellaceae. Gene Ontology annotation, molecular function: 3-beta-hydroxy-Delta5-steroid dehydrogenase (NAD+) activity. The transcript is spliced from 2 exons. Gene Ontology annotation, biological process: steroid biosynthetic process.
AUGUCAACAGAACAGGUCCGCGUUCUCGUGACCGGUGGCUGCGGCUUCUUGGGUACCGAAAUUGUGUCUGCGCUGCUAGCUACAAAGCGCUAUGCAAUCACCGCCAUUGACAUCAACCCCCCGGCUCUCGGCACUUCGACCUUCACGCAAUCUGUACGGUAUGUGCGGGCUAACAUCAUGGAUCGGGAGGCACUCCACAAGGUCUUUGACGAGGCAAGGCCGGCUAUGGUGGUGCAUACAGUAGGUGUGUACCGUUUAGGGACUGCGCGGUACUCGACGAAGAACAAGGAGGGCGAAUUCACGAUCAACGUCGAUGGGACUCGGAACGUGCUCGAAGCGAGCAGGGAGUGCGGUGCAAAAGGGCUGGUUUACACGAGUAGUGUGACCGUGCUGCUUGAUGAAUUGGGCAAGGACUUUAGAAACGUGGAUGAAGAAUGGCCUACUGGGAGGGCGAAAACGACUUACGGGCAGAGCAAGACAACAGCCGAAACCUUCGUCCUCUCAGCAAACACCGCAGACAACUCUUUCGCAACCUGCUCUCUCCGCUCAGCCCCGAUCUUCGGUCCCAACGACCCCACCGUCAUACCCACAAUGCACGCCUGCAUAGCCGCCUACCAAACCCCCUUCAUCCUCGGCACCUCGGCCACAAACCUGCAGGACUACGUCUACGUAACCAACGUCGCAGACGCUCACGUGCUCGCCGUCGCCAACCUCUUGAACUCGCAGACUGCGGCUGGUGAAGCCUUCUUCAUCACCAACGGCGCGCCGGUCCCGCUGCGUGAUAUGUGUCGUGGCAUCUGGCGCGAGUUUGGCCAUGUUCCGCCGUUUGAGGUUAACGUCCCUGAACGCCUGGCGUGGUGGAUGGGACUUGCUGCUGAGAUGAUUGGGUGGGUGACGGGUGUGGAGGGUAGUUUGAGUAGAGGGGCUGUGGAUGAUGCGUGUCGAGAUCGGUAUGUGAGUAUUCACAAGGCGAUGAGGGUCUUGGGGUAUAGACCGAAAGUGGGAUUGGAUGAGGGGAUAAGGAUGAGCUGUGAGUGGUACAAGGGGGUUGUAGGGCGGAGGACGGUAAAGAAAUAUAACGAUGGUUGGUCGUGA